Molecule: messenger RNA, 3257 nt
Organism: Orcinus orca (killer whale)
Lineage: Eukaryota; Metazoa; Chordata; Mammalia; Artiodactyla; Delphinidae
Gene: EDDM3B
Product: epididymal protein 3B
Exons: 1
Coding region: 2480-2920 (146 amino acids)
Source: RefSeq, a predicted model, not a curated record
UGGUUGUCUCCUGAUAACUCUAGAUAACCCCUCUCUGGUGUUACCCAAGGCCUUGCAAUUCCUUUAUGCCCACAAGUCAGUCUUCGGGGUUUGACACCUUUGCUCCAGGCUAUUCUCACAGUGAACCCAAGGAUUCUAGAUGAGAAGCUAUAGGAACUGGUUCUCUUAGUGAGGCUGUCCCUCACCCCCACCCCACUGCCAAUCAGUUGGAACACUGUACCUCCCACUGCUAUUCCUUCCUUCCUUCACUACUGCAGACUUCUUGGCUCUAAGAAAAGGGGAAAGACGCAGACUCUCUGCUCUUUAGAUCCAUAAACUGAUCCCUACUACAGCCAGUGACAGGAGUGUUGGAUCUAAAUAGGGUGAGUUACGUUUAGAAGGGUUGGUGCUGAGGAUGCUUAGAGGGAAAGGCCCAGGAACACUGUAAGGGGCUUGAUUGGACUUCUAGAUGGUGGAAUUAAGAAUAGUGACCCGGGCUUCCCUGGUGGCGCAGUGGUUGAGAGUCCGCCUGCCGAUGCAGGGGACACGGGUUCGUGCGCUGGUCUGGGAGGAUCCCACAUGCCGCGGAGCGGCUGGGCACGUGAGCCAUGGCCGCUGAGCCUGCGCAUCCGGAGCCUGUGCUCCGCAACGGGAGAGGCCCGCGUACCAUAAAAAAAAAAAAAAAAAAAAAAAAAGAAUAGACAGUGACUCAACUUGUAAGAACCAAAGACCUGGACUCAACUCAGCGUUAAUCUCACUGAAACAGUUCUUGGAGCCUCUCUCCACUCUUCCAUCCCUCCCCACUUCUUCUCCAAUCUUCCUGAGCAUAAUACCAUUGUCCCUUAGUAUCCAUGGGGGGCAUUGGUCCAGGACCCCCCCCAUGCCCAGGAUACCAAAAUCCAAGCUUGCUCAAGUCCCUUAUAUAAAAUGGUGUACGUAGUAUUUGCAUCUAACAUACGCGCAUGCUCCUAUAUGCUUUGAUCAUCUCUACAUUACUUAUAAUACCUAAUACAAUGUAAAUAACUGUAAAUACAAUGUAAGUGCUAUGUAAAUAGUUGGCAGCACACAGCAAAUUCAAGUUUUACUUUUUAGAACUUUCUGGAUUUUUUUUUUGAGGGGGGACUAUUUUUAAUCCAUGGUGUGGUUGGUUGAAUUCCUGGGUGCAGAACAAAUAGAUACAGAGGGCCAACUGUACAUUGAAGCAGCUUGAAUCCUGGUCUUCUCUUCAUCCUAUUUAGGCCUUUUGAGCCAGGGGUAGGGUGCCACAAAUGAGAACGUGCCUACCCCUUGCGCUCUGUUUGAUGGAGUACUUGACAUUCUCAGAUACGCUCUCAGUACACGUAUCUCAUUAGCCUCUUACAGGUUUGUGAGGGAGUUAUUAUUAAGCCCAUCUGAGGACAUCACACUCAGAGAGUUGAGAAUCGGGUUAGAAAUUCCACAGGGCCGGGUAUACUCCUCAUGGUAAAUGACGACAGAGAGCUAGUUUAAAGGGAAGACUUUUUCAAGCAACUCUCUGCUCUAAUUUUGACCAGAGUAGCUGUUGUGAGGGCAGUUUCAAUUUUGGUACUUGAUUGAUUAGAACAAUAUUUCAAAACUGGAGUUCCUUUAUGAUGACCUUCUUAACAAUAGAUCAAGAUCGUUUAUAAUGAUGAUAAUUAGGGAAGUGGCCUCUGAGAAGGGAUGUGGGUAGUCACAAGUGAUAACAUGUUUCACACAGGCUUUGGGGAACUGUCUUAAGGAAGUCAAGAUCCUGGUAAGCACCAUCUUGCAGAGUAAGCGUAGCUGCAGCCUCAGAUUUCAAGGAACCAAAGCCUUCCUGCUUCAAAAAUAUCUCCCAAGUCUCUAUUCAUCUUCUGUAUCCCCUUAAGAGGCAACAACACUUUCCACCUCACAGACAUAGAGCUUAAAAUACCAUUUUCUUUAGGACACAUGCUCUUUUGAGAAUUGAUCUGGGGACUCCCUUGUGGUCCAGUGGGUAGGACUCCGAGCUCCCAAUGCAGGGGGCUCAGGUUUGACUCCUGGUCGGGGAACUAUAACCCACAUGCAUGCUGCAACUAAGAAGUCCGCAUGCUGCAACUAAGAAGUCCACAUGCUGCAACUAAAAGAUCCCGCAUGCAGCGACUAAGACCCGGUGCAGCCAAAAUAAAUAAAUAAAUAUUGAAAAAAAAAAAAAGAAUCGAUCUGGACUGCAAAACAGCUAGCUAGAGGGUGAUUGGUUCCUCAGUUCAGGUGGAAGAGAUGGCAGACAGGAGGUACUUGGAAUUCUCAAAAUGAACUUCAUCAGUUUUUUACAACUUUGUGCUUAUCUCACUCAGGCUGUAACAUAUUUUCAGUUCUUAUAAACUUUAUUAUCUAAUGAGAGUUAUCACCUUCUAGCCUGGGAACCAAAUGAUAAAAUUUGGUUGAAGGGCCUACGUUGGCAGAGAGGAAUUUUAAGGUAGAGCUCAGCAGUUCUUCCUCUCUCUUCCCUGUACCCCGACAGGUGGCCCUGGUGACUGAGAUGGCAUCCUCUCUAAAGGUCCUAGGCCCUCUCUUGGCCCUGCUGUUCCCUCUAUGUGGGCUCCUUGUACACAGCCAGAACGUUUCCUGGAGGGAAUUCGUGAAACAGCACCACCCUAGCACAAACUGGGAAUUCAGCAAGUACAAGUGCAGUGAUCUGAUGAGGGAAAGAGGUGUUUCAAAAGACGAGAACUAUCACAUCUUCGUCUAUACCGUAUGGCACAAGAUUGAGCAUAUAUGCAUCAGGAACUGGAGAGAUCACUACAGAAAUGUAUAUAUAUGGGCCCCAUAUCCCUUCAAAACACUCAAGUGCUACCGGAAGAAUAGCAAAAACAACUACAAAGAUUACAAGAGCUACAGCUACAUUGAAUUCCAUUGUGGUAUGAAUGGGUUUGUUGAUGACAUAGAGGACAUGCAGUUGUUAGAGGAUAUCAGCAACUAGAAAGUUGACCCACACCCACAGGUUUUAGCGUUCAGUGCUUCCCAAGUGGUGGUCCCUCCCUGCACCAAGAGCCCUUGCAUUUAUUUGCCAAUGUUUUGCAACUACUGAGAGUUAUGUUUCACGUGGUUUCUUACUAUCGUAACUUUGCCUAUGUUGUUUCUCUGCCUGGAACACCCUUCUGUCCUUAUUUACCUGAUUUACUUCUACAUUUUUGAAAAGAUUCAGCUCAUAUGGAAUCUCUUUUUGACUAACCCAGGAAUUUUCCUGAUAUUGACUCUCCUUAUAACUUUGCAAGUGGAAUGAUCUUCCCAUCCCUAAAUAAAUUUUAUCAUUCCAA